AUGGAUCGUACAACUUUUAUGGACGGCUUAAGAGCCUUCCAUGAAAGCCAGGGUCGGGCAUUUAGACCCCAAAAGGUGUCAGGACACACAUUAGAUCCUUACAGAAUGUUCUUGAUGAUAGUCGCAAGAGGUGGGUAUUCUAGAGUGAACAAGAACUCCAGAUGGUUUGUUUUUGGGAAGCCAAUGGGGAUUGAAAUUCCAGAAGGGAAGCAACAGGAAGUUGGAUUUGGUAUCAAGAAUUAUUAUUUGAACUGGUUAAGGGAGUAUGAAAAGGCUUUGGAUGAUAGUACAAAACUUGCAAUGGCAGCCGAAUUUGCUGCAAAUAAUCCAGAUUUGGUUCCAAAUCCUGGCCUUGCUUUGUCUUACUAUACUCAAACUCCUUCUAAUACAAAUGAAGAAGCCCCUUUAACUCGUUCUGCUGCAGCCUCACUUUCUAGAACUAAAGGAGGAAGGGUUAGUGAGCAAAUUGAGAGUUCCAGUGCUGACAAGAUUCAGGAAAUUCCAGACCCUUCACAAAUUAUUGACUCUUCCGAUGCUUUCUAUGUAAUUCCUUGUGAAAGUAAUUGUGUACAUAACAAAAAAAGUACUUCAAAUCUUACAAUAUACGACUUGGACGAGCCUUAUGUUCCGAAAUACCCUAUUACAGACGAUGUAUGGUACCUGAUGGCACAUUUUAGGAAACCAAAUUCAAAUAUGGAGGACAAAAUCCAGAUAAUUAACAAUCUAAUGGCUAUUGCAGCCAAUGAAAAACUUAACCUAAGCAGCUUCCCAUCCAUAUUAAAUGAUUUUUCAGAGAUUAUGACUAUCUGUACAUUUUCUAUUGACUCUCUUAUACUUAAAAAGGAGGAGCUUCAAAAUGAGAAUCUUCUCGAUAUUGAUCAGCUGAAAAUCAUCAUUGAAAGAAGAGUUUGUCUUUUGGAUAUUGAUUUAAUUCAGAAACAUCUUUUGGCUUCAUCAUCCAGCCUAGUUUCACUAAUUCUCAACAAAAAAGAAAACUUAGACUUCAUUUGCGAUAUUAGUACCAACUCAAAUAUCAACAAAAACUUUCCUAGAAUUUCAACACAUCUCUCUAACCAAGUUGAAAAUGACCAAGAGGGAGUGAAUCAAGGUGGAAACCCCUUCAAGAUGAGUGAUUAUUCGAAUUUUUCAGGUAAUGACUCUUUGAAUCACUCUAAUACAUUGAAAUCUUGUUAUUUGAAGGAUCCUGAGGCCAUUAAGUCUCUAGAACAAAUAAGUAACUUCUAUUCUGAACACUUUAAACAAAAAAAGGAUUUAAGUGUAAUUCACUUGAAGGCUCUUUUGACUGCACUACUGACAGUAUUCAGAACCAGCUCUGGAAUAAUCUUUUCAUACGAGAAAAAGUUUCAUUGUAAAGUUCUUCCCUUGGUCUUAAAAUCUUACCAUUAUCUCCAAGAACCAAAUCUUCCCACUGAGAAAAUAAUACUAAAGCUUAACAAUAACUCCAAUGAUUUUACCAUAAACUCAGGUCCUCAGAUAGAUUCCAAAUCGGAUAAAAAAAAAAAUAGUUGUAAUUAUGAUGAUUAUUUUAGCUUAAACAAGGAAAAUGAGGCUUAUUCAGUUAAUGAAAUCAGUUUAAAUACUGAGAUAAGUAGAGAAACUAAGCCUUGGAAACCUCCAGACCCCGAUUUACUUGAACAAGUUUUAGAUUACUUAAAUUCUGAAACUAUGAGUAUUUGGACUGCUUUGUCUUCAACAAUAAAUUCUUUCAACCAGCUCAUUCCUGUUGUUUUUGAUGAAGGGCUUGAUGAAAUAAUGGGUCUUGUAAAUAACUUUAUAAUGGAGAUUUUCAGAUCUUGUAGGACAUGUUGUCAGUUUUCAAUCCCAUCAUUGGCAAAUUGUAUGAGAGAAGUUAGGGAGAAUUCUUGUCUGCUUCCUUGUUUAAUAUAUAAUAAAGAAGGAAUUCAAUUUCUGUCUGAUACAUUAGAAUUUGGAUGUAAUGUAAUCCUUAAUAUUACUUCAGUAACAGCUCAAAGCAAGGUUAAAUGCAACCAAAAGCUUCUUAACUCUUUCUUUCAAACAAUAUUAAAGUUGUCAUCAACAUGUAUCGGAUUUUACUCGUUCCUCAAGGACGAAGAAAACUUUAAAUCUGGUAUGUUUUGUUCAAAUAUUAAAUCUAUUAAAAGCUUGUAUGAGGAAUUGGUGCUACCAAUUUCUCUAGCAACAUUGACUACAAUUUCAGAAAAUGUUUCCUUUGGGAGAAUUUUCCAGUCUUUUUCUAGUCUAAACUAUCACUAUCUUCAUCACCACACCCAGUUCACUCAAUCGUUGAUUGAAAACCAGCCAAACAACCAAACAAUCAAUCAGGAGAUUCUGAAUAUGAGUGAUAAUAAUGACUCAUUUGUUAAAGACCAAAUCCUGAUUCUUUGGGGAAGAGAAACUAUUGGUCCUGUUUUUGAGCUGCUUAAAUCAGAAUUGGAUGACUUUGUUAAUAAUAAAAAGGAGCAAAUCCCCGUUUCGUGUUUAAUGCUUUCUCAGUAUAUUAUUUAUAUAUCAUCAGAAUUAAUGUCAUGGAAAAAUUCACAGGACCCCAACUUACAGAAAUUACACUGUAAAUCUUCUAGAGAAAUUGCAAUCGGAAUUCUGUCUCCUUUCAUCGAUGUCUUAAUUGAACUGGCUUGGAUUCCCUCAACUUUUAGAAACCUUUUCUGGUCUAUAAUUUCAGAACUCUCCAACUUUGGAGUUUCUAACCCUUCUGUAACCUUAGGUAUCACUAAGUUCACAGUCCAAAGUCAUUCUGGCUACUCAGGAUCCAAUCUACAGAUUGACUAA
Molecule: messenger RNA, 2790 nt
Organism: Cryptosporidium ubiquitum
Lineage: Eukaryota; Apicomplexa; Conoidasida; Eucoccidiorida; Cryptosporidiidae
Exons: 1
Coding region: 1-2790 (929 amino acids)
Molecular function (GO): DNA binding
Source: RefSeq, a predicted model, not a curated record